Paramecium sonneborni is the source of this 909-nucleotide messenger RNA. Lineage: Eukaryota; Ciliophora; Oligohymenophorea; Peniculida; Parameciidae. The record is from the annotation of a GenBank genome assembly.
AUGUGUAUUGCACUUUAUUACAUUAAUCCAAAAGGAAAAUUUAGAUUUAUUUUGCUUUUUAAUAGGGAAGAGUUUUCAAAAAGACCAACUGAUUAAUUAAAAAUAAUUCUAAAUAAUUAAGAUAACAUCAUUAUAGCAGGGCAAGAUUAAUUGUAAUAAGGAACAUGGCUUGGAUUUAAUAUUACUAAUGGAAUGAUAGCAUUUUUAACAAAUAAAAACCAUUUCUUUUAUGUAUCAUUCAAGUAGAAAAUUUCCUAAAUUACAAAUUAGAUUAGGUUUCAAUACCCAAAAUUUAUGAAAUUCUUUUACCCAACAUUUAAAUCAAGAGGUCAAUUAAUUGUCGAUUUAUUAAAGAAAAAAAAUAUCGAGCAACCUCUAGAAUUUGACUAUAAACUAAAAGAUUAACAUUUAACUUGUAAUUAUCAUCUAGAUAAUAAAAGUAAUAAUGAUAAUGAUAAUUGUUAUACAAAGAGCAGAUUAAUUUAAGCAUAAUUAAAUAAAGAUUAAUAUAUGGGAUUCAAUCUAUUUGUUGGAAAUUUAAUUAAUCAAGAAUACUAUUUAUUGUCUUCUACAUCUAAUUAAUUUAGAAUAGCUGAUAAAAGUGGAACAGCUUGCAGUUUUAGUACUAUUGGAGAGAAUUAAAUAGAAAAGGAAAUAAUAGCUUAAAAUAAAUUUGAAUAAAUAAUCGAAACUGAAGAUAAUAUUGAUAUUUUAUUCGAUAAAUUAUUUUAAUUAGCUCAAGAAAAGUUUAAAAGCAAUGAAAUAUUUUUUAAAGCAUUUCCUGAAGAAUCCUCCUUUUUCAUUCCAGAGUAUAAAACUAAAAUAGGAUAAAAAAGAGGAACAAGAACUACUUCAAUAAUUAUUUUUGAUGGUUUUAAGGUAGAAAUGAAAGAAAAAACUUAUUUAUGA